UGUUGUCUCGUCCUCGAUGAUGAAAGAUAACUAGUGUAGUCCCGGCUUACAUCCUCUGGCGUCACACAAUUUUAAAGCUAAAAUAAAAUAUUUCUGAACGCAGUCGUACGUAGGUCCCACCACGCCAUCUAUUACCUGUCAACUCAUUCGGUUUUCCGUGUUAUUGGCGUCACGUUUGCGGUCGUGAAAAAUUUUGAUAUUUAUAGUGUUUUUUCUACGAAAUAUUCGAUACAAUGGACAGAAAAAGGAAAGGAGAAGAUAAACUUCAUCUACUGAAAAAGAUUCGACGGUUGGAAAAGAAAAUAAUCAGUUUACCGGAAUCCGAUGACGAAGCUAAGGAGAUUGAAGAAGGUGAAAUUGAAAGUGAGAAGGAGAAUGAUCAUCCAAACUCUGAAUUCCUUGAUGAUUUUAUCCUUGAGGAGGAUAACAACAAAGAGGAAGAACUAGAGGAUGAAGUACUAAAUAUAUUAGGAGUGGCUCCUGCUCCAGCCCCUAAGAAAGAACUAUUGCACAAACAAAUUGCUGGGAGAUGGUGCGAGAUCCUGGAGAAAGGACUGAAAAAGGAUGAAAAAGAAACAAUUACAAAAGACAAUCCAGCCUUCCAGAAUGUGCCCAAGAUGUGUGCUCCAAAACUUAACAAAGAAGUUGCCGCUGCUCUGAAUGACAUGGCUAAGAAAAGGGAUCAAGUUAUUGAAACCCGACAGAAACAAAUGUCUACAGCCUUGGCUUGUGUAGGCCAAGCUCUACAGAUGUGUAUUGGAGAUCAUCAACAACAAAAACUGUCAAUUAUAAAGAAGCUGAAUGAAGCGGGAAGGCUGCUAAGUGACUCCAUAUUUCUAGAAACAAAAGGACGUAGAAACUUGGUACUCUCAACAAUAAAUAAAGAUCUAAAGGACUCAUUAUUGGAAACUGAGAGUGGAGAUUACUUGUUUGGUGACAAUCUGAUUGAGAAGAUAAAAACUGCUAAGGCAGUCCAAAAAUCAGGAAAGGAGUUAAAAGUAAUAGUGAAUGACAAAAAGAAAACCUUUGUAAGGCGACCUGAAACCAGCGCAAAGAACGACAACAACCGAGCUUUAAACUGGCGGGGCCCUCCUCGGAUGGGAUCACAGAGGUUCCAGAGGUCAGGCGGGCCGACAUACAAUCGCCAACAACAAGCCAGCAAGAAGAACGAGGACAAGACAUUGCCGAGACGAGGGAAGAAAUAAAUGCUAAGAGAGCCACACCCCUUGCACAAGAACCUAAGGCUGAUGGCAGGAGUAUUAUCCGGCAGGCCUUCAUAAAAUCCGGAAUUAGUGAAGAUUCAGCAGAGAUCAUGUUAGCUUCUAUAUCGGUUAAUACAUUAAAACAAUAUCAACCAUGUAUUGUCGCGUGGACUAAGUAUGCAGAAGAUUUAGGGCUAUCAAUAAAUAAACCAAGCAUUCCAGACGUUAUUACCUAUUUAACAAAAAAGUUUCAUGAGGGAUUGUCAUAUGGUAGUUUAAAUUCUAUUAGAUCAGCAUUAUCAUUGAUUAUAGGUACUCACCUUGGUACAGAUGAAAGAAUCAAAAGAUUGUUUAAAGGAUUUUUUAAGUUAAGACCUAGUGCGCCUAAAUAUAAUGAUACAUGGGAUGUAUCCUCAGUUCUUAAGUAUAUUGAAACAGAAUAUAAAGAUUCAAGUAAUUUAGAAACUAUAACAAAAAAGACUGCUACUUUAUUAAUUCUAGCCACAGGCCAAAGAGUACAAACAUUAUCUUUAAUUGACAUAAAUAAUUUAAUUAUUAAGGAUGAUUGUGUAACAAUUAAAAUUGAUAAAUUAAUUAAGACCUCUGCCCCUAACAAGUGUCAGCCAUUUCUUACAUUACCCUUUUUUAGGGAUAAAGCAGAUAUUUGUCCUGCUAAAGCGCUCUGUGACUAUCUCGAUGCAACAAAGCAUCUUAGAAAUACUGACAAUUUAUUUGUAUCUUUUAGAAAACCGCAUAAAAAAGUUUCCUCCAGCACAAUCAGCCGUUGGAUAAAGAAGUGUAUGACCGAAAGUGGUAUAGACACAUCAAUCUUUACCACACAUAGCACCAGACACGCUACGACAUCUGCAGCGUUUAAUAAAGGUGUAAAUAUUGAUGAUAUACGUAGAACAGCUGGUUGGUCUGGGGAAUCCACAGUAUUUGGAAGGUUUUACAAUAGACCUAUUAUAAAUAAUAGUCUUUUUGCUGAGAGCAUUUUUAGAAAUUAAUUAUUUUAUAAAAUAUGAAUGUUAAUUAGCUCAUAAGAAAAACAUGACUGUGAUUGAAUAUGAUAAGGAUAAUAGUUAUUAAUGAAAG
This is a messenger RNA of Ostrinia nubilalis (European corn borer), 2297 nucleotides long. RefSeq lists its product as uncharacterized. The transcript has 3 exons. The record is from RefSeq and is a predicted model, not a curated record. Bases 234 to 1205 code for a protein of 323 amino acids. NCBI's taxonomy places the organism in Eukaryota, Metazoa, Arthropoda, Insecta, Lepidoptera, Crambidae.